This is a messenger RNA of Aureobasidium pullulans EXF-150, 794 nucleotides long. RefSeq lists its product as uncharacterized. The record is from RefSeq and is a predicted model, not a curated record. The transcript has 2 exons. NCBI's taxonomy places the organism in Eukaryota, Fungi, Ascomycota, Dothideomycetes, Dothideales, Saccotheciaceae. Bases 130 to 639 code for a protein of 169 amino acids.
GCAUGCAUGGCGUAUUUCGGAAAGGAGAGAACAAGGACAUACUGCGCACCUUACUUCUCUUGCUCGCGUCUGUUUUGUUCGCUCAGCAUCUAGCACCCAGCAUCCACAACAGACCUUGCAUAACACACUAUGGCAAUCGAGAAUGUGUUGAUUGAAGGGGACGAAGGUCUUACCGCUGUUUGUUGCACAAGCAACCUCACACUCCAGGCUAUAAACAACUUCCUUGAAAGAGUCAAGUGCCAGGACGACAAGGAACGGCUUCCCCAUACCCUCACCUUGAUUCUAGAUCUUGGAAUGACCUAUAGCGGUGCCUCUGCAGAACUUCGAGGAGAGGAUCCAAGUACUUCUGUUCGAGGGCCAUUCUUAGGCAUGGGCUAUUUUCGCAUACAUGAGGUACUUAAAGAGAUGAUAGAGCAUACAGGAUCUGAUCUCCUGGAGAGCGACUGGUUCCUCGUCCUGGAUGAACGCUCUGACGAGACGCAAUCUGCUGUCAUGGUCAAUGUUGGAGACCUGGGAGUUCGUUCGUUGCGGGUUGACUACCCUGUGUCAGCGCGAUAUCUGGCUGCUGCGGCCAUUGCCAACCCUCCAAUCGACGAGUUGGCAGAGACGGUCGGGGAGGGUGGAAUCUUGCGGGAUUGAAUGACAUUAGAUCUCCCAUGCUAGUUGGCCUUCACAGUUCUUGCAGCUCCCUAGCUAGGCGACGGGUAAAGUAAGCUUGAUGUUUUUGUGAUAAGAAAUUGAAGGCUUCAUCUAUUUGAGAGUAUUAUGACCCAAAAAUUCACGAAUCUUGCCAC